AUGGACCUGUUCACGAAACGAGUUCAUCUUCAUGAGGAGCAGACUAAGUGCGCGGACAUCUUGAAAAAUCAAAAUACUGUGAUCCUCCGUGAUGAGCUAAGAUCGAUGAAGCGUGUCUUGCGUCGGCUGGGCUUCGUGGAUAGGAAUAAUGUGGUCCUCGAGAAGGGCAAGUUGGCUUGUGAGAUUUCCUCGUGCGACGAGAUCCUCCUCACUGAAUUGGUCUUUAACAACGUCUUUGAAGGGAUGUCGGCUGAGCAUAUCGCCGCCCUCUGUUCGUGUUUGAUCCUGGACGAGAAGUCGGAAGAUGCCACGACGCCCGAGAACGCUGAUUUGGCGAAGGCUUUGGACAAAAUGAAGGUCAUUGCUCAGGACGUGGCCACAGUGAUGGCGGAAUGCAAAGUGGCUGGGGUCGACACCAGCACGUACGUGGAGGACCACAUACGACCGCAGCUGGUCCCAGCAGUCGUGGCUUGGAUGGAGGGGAAGCCUUUCAAGGACAUCAUGCAGACCGUUGAGAUGUACGAAGGCAGCGUCGUCCGAGUCAUGAGGCGCCUUGAGGAGCUACUGAGGGAACUAGGAAUGGCGGCUAAGUUGAUCGGCCACAAGGAGUUGGAGGAGAAGAUGGUCGAAGGCCGGACUAAGCUGCGGAGAGGCAUUGUAUUCAGCGCUAGUCUGUACUUGUAGAAAUACUGAUACCAUCUCGCGGCCUCAUCGUGGCUUGGUUUCGAGGACCCCCGCGCUAAACGUUCAUUACCUUUCCUGAUCUACCUCUAU
Perkinsus marinus ATCC 50983 is the source of this 774-nucleotide messenger RNA. RefSeq names its product helicase, putative. Gene Ontology annotation, cellular component: nucleus. Gene Ontology annotation, biological process: maturation of 5.8S rRNA; RNA catabolic process. Lineage: Eukaryota; Perkinsozoa; Perkinsida; Perkinsidae. The coding region runs from base 1 to 684 and encodes 227 amino acids. The record is from RefSeq and is a predicted model, not a curated record. The transcript is spliced from 8 exons. Gene Ontology annotation, molecular function: RNA helicase activity.